Ceratitis capitata (Mediterranean fruit fly) is the source of this 5568-nucleotide messenger RNA. It is a transcript of the gene Ae2, whose product is annotated as anion exchange protein 3. Gene Ontology annotation, cellular component: plasma membrane. Bases 424 to 4041 code for a protein of 1205 amino acids. Gene Ontology annotation, molecular function: monoatomic anion transmembrane transporter activity; solute:inorganic anion antiporter activity. The record is from RefSeq and is a predicted model, not a curated record. The transcript is spliced from 15 exons. NCBI's taxonomy places the organism in Eukaryota, Metazoa, Arthropoda, Insecta, Diptera, Tephritidae. Gene Ontology annotation, biological process: regulation of intracellular pH; transmembrane transport; monoatomic anion transport.
GCCCAGGCAGCGCGAUCUGCUCAAUGAUUAAAUAGAUUGCACUCGGUAGCCAAGACUGAAGGCUGUAAAGUUACCGUUCCGCCAAAUGGUAUUAUACAGCGUGCGUGCGUGAGUUUAUGUACAUAUAAGGAUAUGAUGCUUACAACUCUAAAAAAGACCUUAAAUAAUCGUUAAACAAGUGGAUAUGCCAAAAGAGAAGCAAUAAAAAAGCAAAACGUAUGAGCGGAAAGUGCUUAUAAACUCAAACUUACUUACCUGCCACUCAGCCACGGCAAGGGCCAAAAAAAAAAGAUCCAACAGCAAACUGUGUCCAACAACAAUCACUAGAGUGGGAAACAAAAAUCAGUUGGCGGUAACGGAAGCCGUUAUUUUGGAAAUUCCACCGGGAAUGAGGAUCCAAACGAGGUUUACUUGGAUUCGGAAAUGGAAAAAGUUUUCGCCGGUCCAAGUGCGCACAAGGAAAAGUUCGAUGUAACAACAUUUCAGGACGCGAAUCAGCCAAUUGGUUCGUAUAAGCAGAGUAAUGUGCAUCGCAAAAGUGAAUUAAAUAUUGAAGAAGAUUCGGAAUAUGAAAGCACAACAGAUCCCGUUAAUACACAAAAUUAUGAUGACCUACCCGAAGAUUAUCCAUUAGUAUCCGAGCGCGCUGGACACGGCGAUCAUUCGGACAAUUCUGCCGAUGAAAAGCAAGUGCAUUUUGGUAAGAAAAAAGCUGUAGUAUCCCCACCUACUUUAGUGUACGAUGAACAACCCGCUGACAAUAUACACGAACGUAAAAGACGAAGAAGCCGACAUCAGUAUUACAGACAACGUAAAUUUUCCCAUCAAGACAGCGUGGAAAACAAAAAAGUGGUCGAGGAGAAUGGCGAGGCUGGUGUCCGCAAGGUAUCCGUGCAACCGGAGGAUACCACAUUAGAGGAGGCUGAUCUCAAUGAGUUGAGAUCUCAUCGUUCCGAUGAUCCACGUGCGCUACGGCGUCACAAAAUCCAUCAUUCCUCAGUCAAAUUACGCGAGCUACCGCAAAUCAGCGUUGCGGGCUUGCAAUUGAAGAAGGUCUACGAUCAUAGUCCACAUGAGAUUUUUGUGCAACUCGACGAACUCACCGGCCUUGGUGAGGACCGAGAGUGGAAGGAAACCGCGCGUUGGAUCAAAUAUGAGGAGGAUGUAGAGGAGGGAUCUGAUCGGUGGGGCAAACCACAUGUUGCUUCACUCUCCUUCCACUCACUGCUCAAUUUGCGUCGCUGUCUCGAGACGGGCGUUGUGCUGCUUGAUUUGAAUGAAAAGGAUCUGCCUGCUGUGGCCUACCGCGUUGUGGAGCAGAUGGUCGUAGAAGAUCUAAUUAAUGCAGAAGACAAGCCAGCCCUCAUGCGUUCGUUGUUGUUGCGUCAUCGCCAUGUGAACGAACAUCAAAGCGGCUUUCCGUUUACGAAACGGAAAUAUAGCAGCUACACGAGUUUGCAGUUGCUUUGGAUGGGUGGCGAAAUUCAACAGCAACUACAUCAGCAACAACAAUUAGCAAUACAACAACAUCUACUCAAUGUCGAAAAUGCGAAAAAACGACGUUCCGUAUGUGAGACCCUCAGUGCACCGCCCACAUCCAUUUCACUCUGCAUCGAUGGGAACAGCGAUGCGAAUAAUCGUCGGCACUCGACUAUGUCGUAUUUGGGAAACCUCGCUGGAGAUGAUAAGCGGCCAAGGAUCAUGCCCGCCGCCGAAAUUGGUGGCAGCAAACGUAGCAAUGACUUGAAGAUCGACAUGAGAGACGACCUGUACUCCUCGUCGCAGGAGAAUUUGCAGAAGCUUCAAAAUGACACCAUCCUCAAGCGUAUACCUGUGGGCGCUGAAGCGACGACUGUGUUGGUGGGCGCUGUGGACUUCUUGCAACAACCAACCAUUGCAUUCGUGCGUCUCGCCGAAGGUGUGCUGAUGCCCACCUUGACCGAGGUAGCCGUGCCGGUGCGUUUCAUGUUUAUACUCAUGGGUCCACCAACACUCGAUUUGGACUAUCAUGAAGUGGGUCGCUCCAUUGCCACGCUAAUGGCGAACGAACCCUUCCAUGCAAUUGCAUAUAAAGCAGACGAUCGCAAAGAUUUGCUGUCGGCCAUAAACGAGUUCUUGGAUGAUUCUAUUGUGCUGCCACCAGGUAAUUGGGAACGUCAAGAUCUCUUGCCAUUUGAGGAGUUGAAAGCGAAGAAGGACUGGAUUCGUUCACGCAAGCGUAAAGCGCUGGAGGUACAGAACGAGUUGAAGGAGAAGAUCAAAGAAGAGGCUAAGAUUAUUAUUGAGAAGAAACCUGAAUUGGAGAGUGGUGAUGGAAAGAAGAAAAUCAAUCCGCUUGAAAAGACGCACAAGUGGUGGGGUGGUCUGCGCAAUGAUCUUAAGCGCCGUUUGCCCAUGUACAGAAGCGACAUCACCGACGGCCUGAACUCGCAAACGCUUGCCGCCACAAUCUUCAUGUACUUUGCUUGCCUCUCAACAGCCAUUACUUUUGGCGGUCUUGCCUCUGAGAAGACGGGCAACUUGAUUGGUAUUUCGGAGACUUUGUUGAGCACGGCGCUCUGCGGCAUCAUUUUCCACACCAUUUCCGGCCAACCACUCGGCAUUAUUGGCACUACCGGUCCGCUGCUGCUCUUUGAUGAAGCGUUGAUUAACUUUUGCCGUGAAAACAAUUUGCCCUUCCUCACCAUACGCGCUUACAUCGGUGUCUGGUUAGCUGUCAUCGCCACCACUUUAUCUGCGUUCGAGUGCAGCGUUUACGUGCGUUUAUUCACACGCUUCACACAAGAAAUCUUCUCCGCUUUGAUCACAUUGAUCUAUAUCUAUGAGACGUUAAUGAAGUUAGUCUCCGUAUAUAAGAAGAAUCCAUUGUUGGCCAAUUAUAAUUUCCCACCCACAACACUGGCGCCACAAUUGCAGAGCUUUGAAAACACCACAAUGGAUAGUUUGGGCAAUGUGACAGCAGAAGUUUCGGUAACGAACGCAACCUCCUCCCCCAUCAGCUUGGUCUCGAACAUCGUCUCACAUACAAAUAUGCCGAACACGGCGCUCUUCUGCACGAUACUCACCUUGGGCACCUUCACGAUCGCCUACUAUCUGAAACUCUUCCGUAACUCCCAUUUUCUGGGACGAAAUGCUCGCCGUGCGCUGGGUGACUUUGGUGUACCGAUCGCAAUUGCGAUCUUCGUCUUGAUUGACUAUCUCAUACCAGAAGUGUACACGGACAAGCUCAGCGUGCCGGAGGGUAUUUCACCCAGUGAUCCGGAAGUGCGCGGUUGGUUGGUGCCCCUCGGUGGUAUGCCGGUAUGGGCGCCUUUUGCUUGUGGCAUACCCGCCAUUUUGGUAUACAUUCUCAUUUUCAUGGAAUCGCACAUUUCGGAAUUGAUUGUUGAUAAACCAGAACGUGGUCUGAAGAAAGGCUCCGGUCUGCAUUUGGAUAUUGUGAUAUUAGGUUUUUUGAACACAUGCUGCGGUCUCUUCGGCACGCCGUGGCAUUGUGCGGCGACAGUGCGCUCAGUGACGCACGUUUCGGCGCUGACAGUAAUGUCGAGAACUCACGCUCCCGGUGAAACGCCACGCAUUAUCGAUGUCAAAGAACAGCGCGUAUCUGGUUUCUUUGUUGCGCUGUUAAUUGGUCUGUCGGUGACUAUGGCACCGCUGUUGCGUCUGGUGCCUAUGGCGGUACUCUUCGGUGUGUUCUUGUACAUGGGUAUCGCCUCGAUGAGCGGAGUGCAGUUCUUCGACAGGAUGGGCCUGUACUUUAUGCCUGUGAAACAUUAUCCCAACACACCUUUUGUCAAGCGCGUACCCACUUGGAAGAUGCACAUGUUUACCACUAUACAGUUGCUUUGUCUCACACUGCUUUGGGCUGUGAAAUCGUCCAAAAUAUCAUUGGCUUUCCCCUUCUUCUUAAUUAUGAUGGUGCCGAUAAGGCAGCGACUUGCUAUGCUCUACACACCUCAGCAACUGCAAGCGCUCGAUGGAAGCGAAGUCAAGGAUGAGGACGAACUUGAUUUCUAUGAGGAAGCUACUAUACCCGCUUAAAGUGGAUAUUUGACUGCAUACGCGUGAAGAGCUUUAUCUGUGCUUGAAAAAAAAGAAAAAAUCAAAUAGUUUUGAAAAUCUUUUUUUAAAUAGUAGAAUUGUAGUAUUAAAUAAUUUUUAUAAAGCGUUUCAAAACUAUUUCACUUUAGCCACAAAUGCGGCCGUUAACUUACAGACCUGUACGACUGUAAUCGAAGGAAUUGCCAGUACUUAAGCAUAAAUUUAUACACUUAAGUGCUUUAUCAUGACAUUUAUUUUGCAUAAAGUCAUCUACUUGGUUAAUAUAUAAAAUCUAUAUUAUUUGUUGCUAAAAUUUUAGUUAAAAACUUCAAUAUUUUAUUCGAAAAUAUUAUUAAAUGUUACCGCUACAUAUAUGUUGAAGAAAAAAAGAAAGAAAAUAAAUUGAAGUAUUUGCUCCAUCCUUAAAAGUAGGAUACAUAUAAAUGAAACUAAAAAAAUUAGGAAGAGAAUAAAUAAAUUACCGUGAAAAUGCGAUAAUUAUUUUAAUAUUACUAAAUGUAUCUAAAAAGCAAAUUGCAAGUAUCUGCAUGUAUAUAUAUGACAAAAGUGUGAAGCAAAAAUUAAAAAAAAAAUUGAAGUGCACGAAGAGGCAUUUCACGAUGCAAGUAUUAUCUUAAAUAUAUUAAAUACUAUUAGAAAUUAUAUAUAUUUGUAUGUCUUAAAUAGUUGAGAGUAUUGCAAUUUUAUUAGAUUUUAGUAUAGAAACAUUAUUAAAUUAUUAAUGCAACAACAAGGUCAGGCAAGAAAUUCUUAAAAAUUGAAAUACUUAUAUGUAUGUAUACAUGACACAUUCGCUAGUUGUUAUUAAUUAAAAUGCACUUUUAAGGCGUUAAGUCACAAUACUUAUAUUAAUCACACUUGGUGACAUCACUUAAUAAACACUAAUUAAUGACUUAACGACUACUUAAUUAUUUUUUAUGCAAGUUAAUUAAGUAGGAAAACAAAGCUGUGUGUACAUUAGUUUUUAAAUAACACACACACACAUAUAUAAUAUAAUUAGUAUGUGAAAGGUGUUAAAAAGAAGAUAUUGAUGCUAAGAGUGAUUUACUUAUUGCAUAAAAACAAUAUUUACAACAAAAAAUCAAACGGAAAGGAGAAAUGUAACGAAGAAUAAAUAAAAGUAAUAAUAACUAUUGUGCGACCUUAGUGCUUUGAAAGCCAGCGAGUCUAUCGCUGUUAAUGUCAUUGUGAUGUACUGUACUUAUCAGCUUGGGAACAAUAAUUGAAACAAAGAAAACGAACAUUCAACACUAUAGUAUAGAGUAUUAGUGAUGCUAAAUACAUACUAACAUAUUUUCAGAUACAAACAUACUUACUUAAAAAAUUAAAAAACAAUCAAAGAUACAAAUAUUAAAUGUUAUAAAUAUAUAUAUACAGUAAUUAAAAAAGACAAAUUUUAAAUCAAACACGAUAAUACGGUUAUUGUAAUUAAAACAAUUCACUUAGUUUAGAAUGUUAGAGAAAAUAAAUAUAAUUUUGAGUGAUUUAGAAUUAAUUACACUGUAA